Molecule: messenger RNA, 964 nt
Organism: Stomoxys calcitrans (stable fly)
Lineage: Eukaryota; Metazoa; Arthropoda; Insecta; Diptera; Muscidae
Gene: mRpL24
Product: large ribosomal subunit protein uL24m
Exons: 5
Coding region: 121-870 (249 amino acids)
Biological process (GO): translation
Cellular component (GO): ribosome; mitochondrion
Molecular function (GO): structural constituent of ribosome; RNA binding
Source: RefSeq, a predicted model, not a curated record
CACAUCUCUAGUUACCCAUUACCCGCAGAUAUUCUAAAAUUCAGUGACAUUUUACAUAAGUUUCAUAAUUUUCACGUUUGUUUGUAAUUGAAUUUGGUUUUUUGUGAAUUCUGAAAUAAAAUGCGCAUAACACAACUGCUGCGAUCAAAACUAAAAGAGUUUUCUAACUUUCCAAAGGAGUAUAUUGAGAGAAGUAAAAAACAAAUAUACUAUGAGACCCCCAAAGGUGUUCCUCAAUAUCUAAAUCGCACAGUAGAACGGAAGCGUUUCCGUUAUACCACAAAUCGUCCCUGGACGGGACAUUUCCGACAACAAAAUAUGCCCGGAACUGUUCGCAAAAAAGUAUUUGUAACACCAGUAGAAGAAUGGAGCUACUUCCGAGGUGAUCGCAUCGAAGUGCUUGUGGGAAAAGAUAAGGGCAAACAUGGCUUAGUUAGCCAAGUUAUACCAGAACGAAAUUGGGUAAUAGUCGAUGGCAUAAACUGGCAUUAUCGUACUGUGGGAGCCGAGGGCGAUUUUCCUGGUAUUCUGAUAAGAUCAGAAGCCCCAUUAGAUGUGACUAAGGAUAUUCGUUUGGUUGAUCCGUCAGAUCUGCAAGGCUGUGAGUUUGAGUGGCGUUAUACCGAAGACGGUGAAAAGGUGCGUGUAUCCAUACGUACUGGCCGCAUAAUACCCGUCCCUGAAUCAAACAAUCAUACACACGACUACAAGGCAAAGACAGGUUACGUCGAAAGAGAAGGCAAAGAUACACCAGCUACUGUUAUUAAGGAAAUUACCUUCCAACCAAAACUCUGUACUUUCGAAAUGGAUAUUAUGGAAGAAAUGGGCAUAGAGGAGGAGCGUAUUCCUAAAAAAUCAUUUUGGUAUUAAGUUUGAAGAACACACGCGAUAGUCAUAAUUGUUAUAAAAAAAUAUGUUAAUCUAUUUAACAAUUUCUAAUUACAAAUAAAACAAUGUAAAACAA